AUUGUUCCACACACUUCGUUUUCGGCAUUCAAACGUUUCAGUCUCGAAAUUCAAUUCGUGCGAGUUGGUCUUGAUUUGGUUGGUUGGGAUAAGCAAAGUGGAAGCUCUUGCCAAGAGAAAAUAUAAUAUACAUUUUUUUUUUAGCAAACAUUUUUCAAAUAUAACUAGUGUUAAUAAUUGUCAAAAUGGCAGCGCCUAAGAAAAACAUGGAAAGUGGUCAAGUGUUUGAUACCAACGCCAUGACAUUGACGCGCUUUGUGCUGCAAGAGCAAAGGAAAUUCAAACAUGCCACAGGUGACCUCUCACAAUUGCUUAACUGUAUACAGACAGCGAUCAAGGCGAUUGCCUCGGCAGUGCGUAAGGCAGGCAUAGCCAAGCUGCAUGGCAUUGCUGGCGAUAUUAAUGUACAGGGUGAGGAGGUGAAAAAGCUGGAUGUACUCGCUAAUGAACUUUUUAUCAAUAUGUUAAAGUCCUCGUACACCACUUGCCUGAUGGUGUCCGAGGAAAAUGAGAAUAUCAUUGAAGUGGAGGUGGAGCGACAGGGCAAAUAUGUAGUUUGUUUCGAUCCACUCGACGGUUCUUCGAAUAUAGAUUGCUUGGUCUCAAUCGGUUCGAUUUUCUCCAUUUAUCGCCGGCAAACAAGCGAAGGUGCACCCACUCUCGAUGAUUCGCUGCAGCCGGGUAAUAAAAUUGUUGCUGCUGGUUAUGCGCUCUACGGCUCAGCGACUGCAGUGGUCUUGAGUUUAGGUGCCGGUGUAAAUGGUUUCACUUAUGAUCCCGCCAUAGGUGAAUUUAUAUUAACCGAUCCAAAUAUGAGCGUACCAGAGAAGGGUAAAAUCUAUUCGAUUAAUGAAGGUUAUGCUUCCGAUUGGGAUGCAGGAGUUUACAAUUAUAUUGCGGCGAAAAAGGAUCCUGCGAAGGGUAAACCAUAUGGUGCACGUUAUGUUGGUUCUAUGGUGGCCGAUGUGCAUCGUACGAUUAAAUAUGGUGGUAUUUUCAUUUACCCGGCUACGAAAUCGGCGCCCAGUGGCAAAUUGCGUUUAAUGUACGAAUGCAAUCCAAUGGCUUUUUUGAUGACACAAGCAGGUGGUUUGGCCAGUGAUGGACGUAUUGAUAUUUUGGAUAUUGUGCCGAAGAAAAUACACGAACGUAGUCCCAUCUUUCUGGGCUCGAAGAAGGAUGUUGAGGAGGCGUUGAGUUAUGUGCAAGCGAAGCAGGAGUAGAGAUUGAUUGAAGAAAAGAGGCGUGUUUUCAUGUGGAACUUAUUAUACUGACUAAGUGGCGGCCAUUAAAAACUGAUUAAGUUAAAAAGAAAAAAAACUAGAAUGUGAAAAAAUAUAAAAAUAUGAUGAAACAAGAAUAUAGAAUAAGGCAUAUUAUGAAAAGACUUAAAUGACUGUUAAUAAAAAUAAAUUUAUACAAAAA
Messenger RNA from Ceratitis capitata (Mediterranean fruit fly), 1425 nucleotides. RefSeq names its product fructose-1,6-bisphosphatase 1 (gene fbp). Bases 186 to 1223 code for a protein of 345 amino acids. Gene Ontology annotation, molecular function: fructose 1,6-bisphosphate 1-phosphatase activity. NCBI's taxonomy places the organism in Eukaryota, Metazoa, Arthropoda, Insecta, Diptera, Tephritidae. The record is from RefSeq and is a predicted model, not a curated record. Gene Ontology annotation, cellular component: cytosol; cytoplasm. The transcript is spliced from 4 exons. Gene Ontology annotation, biological process: fructose metabolic process; fructose 6-phosphate metabolic process; gluconeogenesis.